ACCCCAAGCAUUUCCCUUUUUCUUUUUCCCAGCAAAGAGACACCAUAGGGUCGAUCUGAACACAGCAAAAUUUCUUCAUCUCUUUGGCUUGUAGCUUUAAUAUCACAUGAGGCCCUCGGUGAAUCGUCCUCCGACCCCAGAUGCAAGGCUUGAUCGAGAAAAAGAGCCAUCGGUUCUAGAAAUCAUCAACAUCAAAUUGAUCGAGAGUGGUGAAAAAGAAAGAUUGAUGGAGCUUUUGAGGGAAAGGCUGAUAGAGUGUGGGUGGAAGGAUGAAAUGAAAGCUCUUUGCAGGGCAUUUGUGAAGAAGAAAGGGAGGAAUAAUGUUACUGUGGAUGACCUUGUACAUGUGAUUAUGCCAAAGGGCAGGGCUUCUAUUCCUGAUUCAGUGAAGGCAGAGCUGUUGCAGAGAAUCCGAACUUUUCUUGUUUCAGCUGCUGUUUGAGACACCUUCAUGCUAUGGCAGAAGGGAAGUUGUAGGAAAAGUUGUAAACCUAUUGUUUAAAGAAAUCUGUGGAAAAGUAGUGCAAAACUUGCCUCAAGGAUGAAUCAAACUUCAGAUAUGGUCGUGAUGACAACCAACGAAUUGAAAUGUUGCAUCCCAGAAGCUUGAGCGUGUUUUGAAGUUCCGUUGCAGCUAUUCUAGGGGUUUGGGAAACCAGUUGCUUUGUGCCUGUUUUAAUUCAGCAUUCCAUUCAAUUUACCAACCUGUUGGAUCCUUACUCCCUUUCACUUUAUCUUAUUUUAAGCUGCUAGAUUUAUGCCAAACCCUGAGUCAGAGCAGAAUACCAGUGGUAGAACCCAAUUUCAGACCCAAAUAGUCUUUCUUUCUUAUUUUUAUUAUAGUUAUUAAAUCAUGAUUCGAUACUUCGGGGGAGCA
This is a messenger RNA of Vitis riparia (riverbank grape), 877 nucleotides long. RefSeq names its product transcription and mRNA export factor ENY2. Gene Ontology annotation, biological process: regulation of transcription by RNA polymerase II; positive regulation of DNA-templated transcription; poly(A)+ mRNA export from nucleus. The coding region runs from base 107 to 442 and encodes 111 amino acids. The record is from RefSeq and is a predicted model, not a curated record. Gene Ontology annotation, molecular function: transcription coactivator activity; chromatin binding. The transcript is spliced from 5 exons. Gene Ontology annotation, cellular component: SAGA complex; DUBm complex; nuclear pore. NCBI's taxonomy places the organism in Eukaryota, Viridiplantae, Streptophyta, Magnoliopsida, Vitales, Vitaceae.